Messenger RNA from Lepidothrix coronata (blue-crowned manakin), 2965 nucleotides. It is a transcript of the gene CPN1, whose product is annotated as carboxypeptidase N subunit 1. The transcript has 9 exons. The record is from RefSeq and is a predicted model, not a curated record. Gene Ontology annotation, biological process: proteolysis. NCBI's taxonomy places the organism in Eukaryota, Metazoa, Chordata, Aves, Passeriformes, Pipridae. Bases 110 to 1471 code for a protein of 453 amino acids. Gene Ontology annotation, molecular function: zinc ion binding; metallocarboxypeptidase activity.
GGCUGGCAUUCGGCAGCUGGAAAAAGCUGGUUGGAGUUUGCACUUUAAGCUCACGGCUGGGAGGGAGCCGGGGCUGGGAGCUGGUCCGGGCGCCCGGCGCCGCGGGAGGAUGGCGCGGUGGCUGCGGCCCCUGGUGGGAGCCCUGCUCCUGCUCGAGGGGGCGGCCGCCCUCAGCUUCCUCCACCAUCGCUACGAGGAGCUGGUGCAGGCCCUGUUCCGCGUGCAGAGCCAGUGCCCCUACGUCACCCGCAUCUACAGCAUCGGCCGCAGUGUCGAGGGCCGACACCUCUACGUGCUGGAGUUCAGCGACUCCCCGGGCGUGCAUGAGCCCCUGGAGCCAGAGUUCAAGUAUGUUGGAAACAUGCAUGGGAACGAGGUGCUGGGCCGUGAGCUGCUGCUGCAGCUCUCUGAGUUCCUGUGCGAGGAGUACCGCCGGGGAAACGAGCGGAUCACCCGCCUCAUCCAUGACACGCGCAUCCACAUCAUGCCCUCCAUGAACCCCGACGGGUACGAAGUGGCUGCCAAGCAGGGCCCAGACAGCAACGGGUACUUGACAGGGAGGAACAAUGCCAAUGGAGUGGACUUGAACCGCAACUUCCCUGACCUCAACACACUCAUGUACUACAGCAGGGAAAUCAGCGGGCCAAAUCACCACAUCCCACUGCCUGACAACUGGAAAAGCCAGGUGGAGCCAGAGACAUUGGCUGUGAUCCAGUGGAUCAGCAGCUACAACUUUGUGCUCUCAGCCAAUCUGCACGGUGGAGCAGUGGUAGCAAAUUACCCCUAUGACAAGUCUCAAGAUCAGCGGUUCAGGAGCCACCGGCGCACGGUCAACACACCUACCCCUGAUGACAAGUUGUUUCAGAAGCUGGCCAAGACCUACUCGUACGCCCACGGCUGGAUGCACCGUGGCUGGAACUGCGGGGAUUACUUUGCCGAUGGCAUCACGAAUGGGGCAUCCUGGUACUCGCUCAGCAAAGGCAUGCAGGACUUCAAUUACCUCUACACCAACUGCUUUGAAAUCACCCUGGAGCUGAGCUGCAACAAGUUUCCCCCCGAGGAGGACCUGGAGCGGCAGUGGAUGGCCAACCGAGAGGCCCUUGUUGCUUUCAUUGAAGAGGUUCACCAGGGCAUCAAAGGGCUGGUGUCAGACGAGAACAACAACGGCAUUGCAGGAGCAGUGAUUUCCGUCCAGGGAAUCAGCCAUGACAUCACCUCUGGUGAUAUGGGGGAUUAUUUCCGGCUGCUGCUGCCUGGCACUUACACUGUCACAGCCUCUGCAGAGGGGUACCAUCCCCAGACGGUGACAACAACAGUGGGCCCAGCUGCACCUUCAUUGGUGCAUUUCCAGCUCAAACAAGAAGUGGUGAGGAAGCCCCCGGAGCGUAAAGCCUCAGGCACACGCGUGAACAACAAAGCCCUUCAGAAGAAAGUUGUGCCAAGAGCCACCCGCCGGGGGACCCAAAGAUGAGGACAGCUCACUUGGCAGAGAGCUGGGGGAAGCCGUUUACAUGAGGUCUGGCUGAUGACUCCAACAGUGAACUUUCCAACAGUCCAGCAUGAAACUAGCCCACAUUAUUAGGUUAUUAAACAAGGAAGUAUUUAAUCCCUGAUCAAAUUGUGAAGUCAUUCACAACAAAAUGGGCCUGGGCUACAGUUCCCUGGGAAGUGUGUCUGGUGUCUGUGUGUGCUGAGUUCUUCUCCUGCAGUCACUUCAUCCCAGAGAGCUCUGUUCCCUUUACUCCUGGACUCAGUUGCUACAGCCCACUUGAGAAGCCCAGACACUAGUGCAUACCAGGGAUAAUGAACCCAGGCCUUCGUGUAUGCUGCACUCACCUGGGCACACGAAUCCUGGCACUAGUCCUCUGGGUGUGAGUGCCACACUUCUCCCUCAGGUAAGGACACUUGCUGCCUGUAGACCCUAAAGUUAGGGGAAGGUCAGUUUUAAAGCAGGCAGUGAUGUGAGCAUCUCUGAAGACAGUUUGAACCAUAUGUAGCACACCUAUUGCUGGUUGGCAACGUUGGGAAGUGGUGGUCCAAGGUCAUAUCCUGAUCUUGAUGUGCAGAUGGGACUUUCUAGUAGCUAGUUUGGACUAUUGGUAGUCAGACAGGCUGAAAUGAUGCAUGCUGGAAAAGCCAAAGAUGAUCCCAUCUCCUUAUGUCUUCAGGCCCAAACUAGAUGGUUUGCUGGGGGGUCUGCUAUAGCCAACACAAACUAUUAGUCUGAGCACAGGAGCAAAUAUGUGAGGUUUUACAACUGAUGAUGAGUAGAAGUGCAGGCCAAGUUAUUUGAUGUUCCUUUGAGACAAAUACCCUGAACCUUGGUCCUGUCAAUGUGCAAUGGGGAAGUGUGGAUGUUUGAUGCCAGCAGUGUGCUGUGCAGGUACCACAUAAGCCACGUGAGUUGUAAUUGGGUUAGGAGAGACAGGAUCCAUUGUUCAGUGAGGUGGGGUACUACAGACUGAGGCUUAAAAUGCUGCUUAGGCCGUGCAGGCAGGUUUGGAGUGGAAGCAAGAGUAGAAACGAAGCUGGUUAUUUCCAUGGUAAAAAUAUCUUAAGCAGGCAAAACCUUUCUAGCACUCUUCAUUGAAAAUAAAUAACUCCAGAGGGAUAAACAGCAUGCCCCGGUGAUUUCUUUUUCCUUGGCUGGUUAUCUCUAUCUCUCCCAUACAGCCAUUGGUUAUACUGUUUGUCUCUCUGUCUCAAGCCUGUCCAAAAAGUGUCCCCCAAACAUCCCUUUGCUUCUCCUCUUUUCCAAAGUCUCUUCAUUUCUUGAGAGCAACCUGUAUCACCCUUCUGCAUAAGCAAUAUUCUGCAUUUCAUCCCUCACUGUCACCUCCUCCUCUGCCUGUGCUACAAGAUGCUGGUGGCAUUUUCAGCAUUAGCAGCACACACACAGUUGUAGCUCUGCCUGCUAACAGAAGCUUUUUCUCCGUCAUGCCAGUUCUUGUAAAGGCAGAGGAAG